UUCUAUUUUUGACCUGUAUUGACUAAUAAUGGAAAGGAUAAUGUCAUAUUCCUGUGGCUAUCAGAGUUCUGAAUCUGACUGAAUCCAACUGACCGUAAUUGAAGCAACAAAACUUUAGUCGGUCAUGUUGCUGAUUCUGGGUACUCCUCUUUCCUCACCAUCUCCCGUCAGGGUGGUUCCAAGAAACAGAAGAACAUCAGUAACUUGCUCAUGGCAGCAAUCCACAUCAAGCAAUAAACUUACUACUAUCAAACAUGUUUUAUCCGGUGUUGCCGUUUCACUUGUACUUCUUUCUCAGACUAAUCAGACUCUUGGGCAGGCCAUUGCAGCAGAACCGUUCCACUCCAGUGACUCCACACUGUGUCAGCUUGCAGCUGCCCCAGAUAAGAGUGUGCCAUUUCCACUUGACGAAGGGUCUGAUGAAAAAAAUGGGCAGUUGAUGAUGAGAGGUAUGACGGCUAAGAACUUCGAUCCAGUUAGAUAUUCUGGAAGAUGGUUUGAAGUAGCGUCCCGUAAGGGUGGAUUUGCUGGCGCGGGUCAAGAAGACUGUCAUUGUACUCAGGGAGUAUAUACAUUUGAUGGUGAAUCUAAACCUCCUUCAAUCCAAGUAGAUACAUUUUGUGUUCAUGGUGGUCCUGACGGGUAUAUUACUGGUAUAAGAGGGAAGGUUCAAUGCCUCUCGGAGGAAGAUAAGGAGAAAGCCGAAACGGAUUUGGAAAUGAGAGAGAUGAUUAGAGAAAAGUGUACCCUCCGUUUUCCGACAUUGCCGUUUAUUCCCAAGUUGCCUUAUGACGUGAUUGCAACUGAUUACGACAAUUAUGCUAUUGUGUCAGGAGCUAAAGACACAAGUUUCAUUCAGAUUUACUCAAGGACGCCAAAUCCUGGACCAGAAUUCAUAGAGAAAUACAAGUCUUACUUGGCAAACUACGGGUACGAUCCGAGCAAGAUCAACGAUACUCCACAAGAUUGUGAUGUAUCUGACACUCAGUUAUCAGCAAUGAUGUCUAUGCCUGGAAUGCAGAAAGCUCUUACAAACCAAUUUCCUGAUUUAGAACUAAAGAAAUCAGUUCAAUUUGAUCCUUUUACGAGUACGUUUGGAACUCUAAAGAAGCUUGUUCAACUCUAUUUUAAGUAGUUGUUAUGCUUCUCUAGACUUGCAAGUUUUUAUCCUGUAUACAAGUAUAAGUAAUUGUGAGUUGAGUUUUCAAAAAAUUGCAGACUUUGUAAAUUUGGAGCAAUUCUGAAAAGGAAAUCAAAGAUAUUGCAGUAUCUUCCAAAAUAUGUGUGAACUGAUAAUAGUCAGCCGAAACAAACCCCACCAGGACUUGGGUUGAUUU
Messenger RNA from Papaver somniferum (opium poppy), 1337 nucleotides. Its product is annotated as chloroplastic lipocalin-like. Gene Ontology annotation, molecular function: small molecule binding. NCBI's taxonomy places the organism in Eukaryota, Viridiplantae, Streptophyta, Magnoliopsida, Ranunculales, Papaveraceae. The transcript has 5 exons. The record is from RefSeq and is a predicted model, not a curated record. The coding region runs from base 125 to 1135 and encodes 336 amino acids.